Hydra vulgaris (swiftwater hydra) is the source of this 426-nucleotide messenger RNA. RefSeq lists its product as uncharacterized. NCBI's taxonomy places the organism in Eukaryota, Metazoa, Cnidaria, Hydrozoa, Anthoathecata, Hydridae. The record is from RefSeq and is a predicted model, not a curated record.
AUGCACUCUUCAAUUUUAACUCCAAUUUCAAUCAUUUUUUGCAAAUCUUUUUGCUCAAAUUCAGUUCCAAACAGCUGGAAGUUAGCUAAUAUUACAUCUAUCAACAAAAAAGGUCAAAAAACUAACUCUGAAAACUACCGCACAAUCUCAAUUAUAUGCAAAAUAAUUAAACAACUUGUUAGAGAUACAAUGCUUAAACAUUUACUUUCAAAAAAUCUUCUUGACGCAAACCAACAUGGUUUUACACCUAGUAAGUCUUGUUUAACCAAUUUAUUCGAAUCAUUUGAUUUGAUUACCCACGCUAUGGAAUCACGUUAUGAUGUUGUAGUUUUGCUUGACUUUGCCAAACAUUUGAUAAAGUUAAUCACUCGCUACUUAAAAAAGUUUGUACGUGUGGUUUUGACAAAUAUAUCUGCCAGUGGAUAA